Molecule: messenger RNA, 6866 nt
Organism: Dermochelys coriacea (leatherback sea turtle)
Lineage: Eukaryota; Metazoa; Chordata; Testudines; Dermochelyidae
Gene: GPBAR1
Product: G protein-coupled bile acid receptor 1
Biological process (GO): G protein-coupled receptor signaling pathway
Cellular component (GO): membrane
Molecular function (GO): G protein-coupled receptor activity
Source: RefSeq, a predicted model, not a curated record
GGUUUCUUCAGUCAUGGAACUGUGAUUGAAUCUCUUGUGAUGAUAUUAUAAAUUAUUCGGUUUUGUUUGCUGUGUCAGAAUGCCCGGCUUUGUGGACAGGUGAUUUUUGUAGACGUUGCUCUUUAAAUAAAUAAAAAAACAAGAAUUAUAUCUCUAGCUAUUUAUAGCCAUCAACAGCUAGUUAUUCAUUUUCUCACAUACGUGGCUUUUUAGCUCGACAAUUAAUUUAAAUCUCGGGGGUUUAAAGCCUUUUUUGUAUAUUUUGCUGCUUUGUCUUCUGUUUGAAGGGGGCACCGUGUGCAGUAGCUUAGACUCUUGCUCAAAGUGUCAUGGGAUCUUUCACCGCCAUGAGCGAGCGUAUCAGUCAGUUGGUUUUAUGCCUGAGUUUAAAAACAAGUUGGCGCUCUCUCCAGCGCAGCGCCCCCCGCUGGGUCGGCCACCCCGCUCCCUCCAGCGCAGCCCCCUAGCCCUGUCCUGUGAUGUUGGGCUCAGCACUGACUCUGAAGAGUGAAUGACCCCGCUGAGCACCCUCCAGCCUCCCCCCCACCCAGGUUUCUGGGUUGUCCUUGGGGGCUCUGGCCAAAUUCUCAUCGGGCCUGACCUUUGUAAGUUCCUUGGAGGCAGGGAGGUGGUGGUCUCCUGUUUGUGCAUCCGGGGGCGCGGUCUCCAAAAGGCAGGAAGGCUGGGGAGAUCUUACGCCAUCUGGGCCUGAUGUCAUCAUCGCUGCAGGCUGGUGCUGCUUAGACAGGAAAUGGUGUUGCUUAUUCAUGAGCUGGUUAGAUUCUCUAGGAGUCUAGGGCAGGUCACUGUCCCAGCUGUCUAGGCAGAGAAUAACGCAGCAAUAUGGUCUCUUUCCCAGCAGGAGGCUCCGGCCUGUGCCGGGGAAGAGAGGAGGAUGAGCCCCGCGCCCCCGUCUGCAGCGUCGCCCGGUUCGUGUCACGCUGUACUGGCUGACCCCGUUCCGACCUGCCGCCAGCAUUGAGCGAGAGGAUGGAGAACUGCGGGGACGCAGGGGUGCGGGGGAGCUCCCUGAUGUGCCUCAUCUUAUGGCUCUCAGGCCCACUCUCGCUCUUCAUCAUCCUGGCCAACCUCUUCAUCAUCCUCGGGAUCCUCUGCAACCGGAAGCUGCAUGGCCCCGCCAACUGGUUCUUUCUCAGCCUGCUGUUGGCCGAUCUCCUGGCCGGGGCGGCCCUGCCUUUCAUCCCUUGGAUGCAGUUCGAGGGUAGCCGGGGCUACCACAGCUGCUUCUUCAUGCAUGUGACCCCUAACUUCCUCUUCCUCGCCUUCCUGGCCAACCUGCUUGCGGUGCACUACGAGAAGUACCUAUGCAUCAGCUACCCGCUGCACUACCACCAGUUUUGGGUGCACCGCUGGGUGCCCCUCUGCCUGCUGCUGACCUGGGCACUGCCUUUGCUCUUUGCCUGCGUGCCAGUGCUGGGGUGGAACCAUUGGGGACCCAGCUCCAACUGCUCCUACCACCAGGUCUUCCCCACUGCCUACCUCUACCUGGAGAUCUACGGUUUCCUCAUCCCCUCCAUCCUGGCCAUGGCCUUCAUGUCCAUCCAGGUGUUGCGGGUGGCCAGGCACCAGCUGCAGGAGAUCAAGAAGGUGCUGCGCUCCGUGAACCAAGGCCAGGGCCCCUUGGAGCUGGAGCAGCAGCUGGAGCUGAGGCAUGCCAAGUGCAUCGCCAGCCUCUCCCUGAUCUUCCUGGUGUGCUGGGUGCCCUACGUCUCGGUGCUGGCCAUCCAGAACCCCAACUUCGUCGACACGUACACCCUUGUCAUCCUCACCUGCGUGGGCAGUGGCAGCGCUGCCGUGGUGCCCAUCACCCUGGGGUUCAGCAACCGCCAGUACACUCAGUUCUGGAGGGAUGUGAUGGCCAAAGGCUGCGCUGGCUGCAGGGCACGGUGCUGCAAGCGAGGGGAGGCCGGACGCCACCACGGUGGGAUGUCACAGGGCGGGGCCCCUUGCCCUCAGGCAGAAGGUGUGGCUCCAGCUACCAGCUCAUGCCCUGGCCCCUGUGAUGGAGACACCAAACCUGCGACUGUGGCCUCUUGCCACAACAAGGCAAGUCUGGGACUUGCUGGGGAUGCAGCAGCUGAGGGGUCAGCAUGGACCUUCCAGAGGGAUCCAGUGAUUUACUGGGCCGUUAUAUUUUAAUGACCGAGGCGGGCAGUUAACCUCAUCCUCCCCUGCCCACACAUGGAUGCUGGGCUGGUCAUUCCUGUUUUCUGCACUUUGGUUGGCCUAAAGAAUAAGCUUGGGUCUCAGGCCCCGGCCAGUCAGAUUUCGGUAUGUUAGUUUUUCAAGGCAGGCCAUCGAUUCCGUGAAUGAUCUCGACUUCUGAGUGGCUGGUUCCUCACUACACGAUCCUCCCUCCUGCAACCUCAUUGGCUGGGGUGGCUUCCAUCUGGUGUGCUUCCAUCCUACAACGAUACUCAUCAAUUAUGUUUGUUCUCCGGGGUUAAGACCUGAGUUUCUGGGCUGAUGUGGGACGUGAUCCUGCCGGGGUCUAGCGGCUGCCCUGACCUCUCUGGAUCGGACCCCCCUGAAUUCUCAGCUCUUUUGUUGAUGUUGACCCCGCUGUGAAUAUGUGAGUCGCUGUGCCCCAUCAGUACAGCCUACAGGGCAAGGUCUGUAUUAGCGCUCGGAGUUAGGCCAAUGGGGCUGGGAAUUCCUGGAGCCCCAGUACCCUCGCUGGCGCAACUUGAAGAAACUCUCUGCCCCCAAGUGCGAUUAGACGAUAGCACCCCCGAAACAGUGGGGUUACUGCUGCUUGGGUCCCAAAUCAGAUUAGGGCCCGGCACCUCUGUGGGGUCAGAGACAGGAGCUUCAAGGGCUUAUGUCACUUCAGGGCAGAGCUCUGUUGGUAGUCACUUUUCCUUCCUGUCCCCUGCUAGGCCGAGCUGCUGCUGGGUCCACCCGCAAAGUGGGAAACCAGAAACUCCAUCCCAUGCCAGCCUGGCCUCCAGAUCUCCAUGUGGGUAAAAACCACAGCCCCCAGGCAGCAAGCAGCGUUGGUGGAGCCCAGAAGUGACUGGCUGGAGACAUUCAUUGGUGGGGAGAGGAGCCUAUGGGAUUCAUGCACCUUCGCCCCCUGUACGGCAGUGCCCAGGGCCGCCUCAGGUCUGGGUGCUCUUCAGCCUGGCUUUGAGAGCGCCAAGCCACUCCAUGCACGGUCCACACCCCUCUCCUCGGACCGCCUCUCCCACUGAGAGGCACAAGUGUCAGGCCACGGAAGGGGUAUCCCGCGCGGCGGGGUCCCUGCGCCUGGGAUGUUCAGUUCCGGGCACACUAAGCCCCCCAACCCGGGUCCUGGACUCAGCCCAGUGCCUUCGCCCAGGCCCUGGCACCAUCUCUGCCGCAGCCCCUGGUGUUGAAAGGAGAUUCCCCAUUUUAACCUCGGUCCUGGCUCGUAAAGCCCAGCCUGCAACCAGACUUCUGAGCCUCCCGCCACGGGCUAGUGCAUUUGCUGCUGGGCCCUGUUCGUCCAGGGCCUGCGGCCCGGUUCCUCAUACUGCUUGUGCGUCACUGGUUGGCAGCGGUGGGAGCCCCGCUGAACGGGGGAGGGAGUUGGCUGAGCCCGGGGUCCCGGCUCCCCUGGAAUGGAGCGUCAGGUUCCCUCCUCCUUGGCCGCUGGGUCCCUGUCUGCAGCGCGCUCCCACCCACUGUUUAUCCCGCAGCCCAGCAGCUUCCCAGGGGCUUCUGCUUUGCGACUGUUUAUUUUUGUCCAUGACUCUUUUUCCAGUCCUCAUGGGGAAUUUCCAUCCUGGCUGGGCCUGCCCCCCCAGCCGGCUCCAGGGCCUUGUCCCUGGGCUCCCUCCUUGUUUAGCGGGCGAUUCCUGGGAAUGGCAGCGUUGGGGGCGAUCCAGGGCUGAGGGCCGGAAGGACCUGCCCUGUCCUGCUGUGUCCCAUCACCCUCCGGGCCCGGAUCCAGCCCUGGCCAGGAGCUGGGGGUGGGGAAAGGACCUUGAGGGGGCUGGGACACGCCACGGGGAGACCAGCCCGUCCCCUUUUAUGUCCAGCGGCUGUGAGUGAGGAUAGUGCUGAGGGAAGGGAACCAGAGCGAGGACCAGGGCAGGGGCAUCCAGGAACAGGUCUCUCCCAACGGCUCCACCAACGCCCCCCAAUCCUGAUCCCCAGCUUCCCCCCCAGAUAUUCCACUCCGGGCCCCCACCCUACUUUGUGGCUGCCCCACGGUGCCCCCACCACCCAGGCCAGGCUGGCGUGGGAUGGAGACCAGCCAGGGAAGGCCCCUCUAGAUGCCGGAGCGGAGCGAGACUGGCCCUGACAGAUCCAUCCCAGGCAGGUCUCUGGGGACCUGCUCCAUAGCAGCUGCUGCUUUGAUCGCCGAGUCUCAGUGCAUCAUUAUAAACCAGCACAUUGCACAAGAGGCGGCGGGAGGGUUCCCCUGUGGAACCCCAGGAGCCCCCCGAAGCCAGCCAGGGCGAAGACUGUCUGAGGCAGGCUGCCCCCUUCUGUGUGUGUGCGAGGGAUGGAAAGGGGGGGCUCCUUUAUACAUUUCCUGGGGGUUCUGUUGCCUGCAUGCCCCUUGCCUGUGUCCAGAUGCCAGCCUGCAGCACCUCUAUUCUCCCCCUGAUUGUGGGGUCCCCUUUCCCCCACGGGGCCCCAAUACCCAUAGUGCUCUCAUUUCCUUCCAGCUCCUGGUGCCCUGAAUCUUCCCUGGGUCCUGGUCCCUGCAAUCCCCCCAUUCCAUGCUGGGGCUCAUAUCUCGCUCCCCUGGGCCUUGUGCCUGUGGUAUCCCUUCCCCUAUCUAUGCCAUCUCUGGGCCAUGUCCUGUUUUCCAUAUCACCCACCUCUUUGCUAAGCAAAUCGGCCAGCCCAGGGAUUUGCAUAGGGAGCUGGCUCCAUUGGAGAGACAUGCAGGGCUUGCUGGCCCUUCGCACCAGCAAUGGGCCUCGCCCAAGGCUGGCACUGCUGUUCCUGUCAGCGGCUUCACCCGGCUGCAGUGGCGCUGGGACUGGGGAUGCUGCCGCACCCUCUGACUUGAAGCAGUAAUAAAAUACACCAUCAUCGUCACCGCCCCAGCCCGGUUGGGUCUGUUUGGGUCCGCCCCAGCCCGGUUGGGUCUAAGGUUCCACAAGUCCUCCUUUUCUUUUAGUUUGAACCAGUGUUUCUACUUGAACCAGAACCCAACCAGACCCAGAAUUUUGUCCUGCCUGCCGCACCCCCCAGAAAGGUGGGUUACCGGCUAACAGAAAGGGCCAGCUUUUUUUGAGCUCACUUUUCGAAAUGCAGCUGGGAUCGUAUGCUCGUUAGUAAAUAAGCCAACGCAAGAGGCGUUUGAGUGUGGCCAGAAAGGCCUGGCCCAGGCUGAUGAGCAUGGGCUGAGACGAGGAGGAGGCCCGCCCCCAAGAGCAGGGAGGGAGAGGGAUGUAGCAGGGGGUCAAGAGCUAGCGGACCACUUUCUGAGACUCCACCCUGGGGGGAGAAGAGGUGGGAUUGUCCCUUAGCAAUAACUCUUCAAACGCAGAGGAAAAGGUAACGGUUUGCAAAUCCUUCUCCUCCUCUGACAGGUCUCCUUCUGUCCAUCCCCAACCCCUGAGGCAGCGCCUCACACCCAUGCCCCAAACUGCAAUAUCUCUUCACCACUGGGAUCCAAUACGCCGGUGCAGGUAUCAGAAGCUGGUACUUGAGUUCGCUCAAAGUGUUCAUAAAAAACUGACUAUUUGUUCGACAGCCCAAAAAAACCCUAGGAAAUCUCGUGUGAAAUUAAAAUUAACAAAUAAAUUAGUGGUCAAACAAUCAGAAGAGUUUCCAUUUUACAUUUCAACUCUCUUUUUGGAGUUUGGGUCCACUAAGAUUGAGAUCUGAGCUGAGCCGGGAGCCGAACCGUUAUUGUCUUUUGGUGGCUUGAACUGGAACCAGACCCAAACACUCUGAAUGCAACUGAAUCUGGGCCUGAACUGAGCCAAAAUAAAUACCGGGCCGAUGCCCUGCCCUUAGCGCUGCCCAGGAGUGCAGCUGUAGCAGAUGAGAUCGGAGGUCUCCUCUGUCCCCUUAUGAUUCUGACCAGCCACCGCAUCUCUCACUGUCCGACCGAACUAGGCCAUCCUCCCAGCACGUACCAGCUGGCUGGUGGGACAAUGUGCUGCUAGCGAGGGCACCACGGCGGGCGCGAAGGAGACUGCACCCAGAGGGGAGCAACCAGUGCUGCUGGAGAUGGGCAAGACACUAGACCCCCCCCCGGGUGACUGUCCUGGACCUAUAAGGAAUAGGAGCGACUCUCAUAGGGGAGUGGACAAUAGGGGCAGCCCUGGCUCAGGGAGGGAGAGCUAUGGGGAAGGUGGACCACGGUUUCAAUGGCAUUCCACUGGAUCUUUUGCAUUGACAGCGAGAGCAGAAUGUGGCCAAACACUUUCACCGUUUUCCCUUGGUUACAUCUGUACCCUGGCUGUUUCCUCCGGCCCAAGAGCUCACGAUACAGAACCAGGGCAGAUCAAAUGGGACCCGAACACACCCAAACCUCGGAACCAAAGUCCACGAGCUAAACAACCAACCGCUCAGCCGCUUUGCAUUUGUGUUGCUACCUAGCUAUUGCCUUGUCUUCUCAUUUGGCUGUAAAUCUGGCUGCCACAGAGUUAAUAUAGGUCGGACACCUUCCCCUUCUCUCAGGUGUAGACCCAGUCCCCAUGCCGUAGCCCAAACGAUCUGCUCUAUGGGUGGCGGUUAGGCAGGUGAAGGUGUUAAUGUGGGUUGAAGGAUGUCCCUGGUCAUAUAGCUGAAGCAUGGCCCCACUACCUGUGAGUUCCCAAGCUAAGCCGUCUCGAGUGGCUGGCACUUGGAUGGGAGAUGCUCCAGGUAAAAAUUCAUGGGUUUGAAGGCCCAAAGGGACCUUUCCAAUA